Molecule: messenger RNA, 132 nt
Organism: Ambispora gerdemannii
Lineage: Eukaryota; Fungi; Glomeromycota; Glomeromycetes; Archaeosporales; Ambisporaceae
Source: the annotation of a GenBank genome assembly
AUGUAUCGGAUUGAGGCACAAGAUGAUUUUCAUGAUUCCGUAUCGAGUUUCACAGUACGUAGACUUUUAUGUUGUGAACGUAACGGUGUUAACACAGAAAUUGAUUUACAAACACAAAUGAAAGUUCUAUAA